UCCUCCCUUCUCCUUUUCUCAUUUCUUGGAAGAGCCAGCCUUUCUUUCCUCCUCAUUCAAUUACUAAUCAUGGCGAAUUCGGCAUCGGGCAUUGCGGUAGACGAUGACUGCAAGCUGAAGUUCUUGGAACUGAAGGCGAAGAGGAACUUUCGGUUCAUUAUUUUCAAGAUUGACGAGGUUGCACAGAGGGUGAUGGUCGAGAAGCUGGGGCAGCCAGGAGAGACAUACGAUGACUUUACAGCGUGCAUGCCGCCUAAUGAGUGCCGCUAUGCCGUGUUUGAUUUCGACUUUGUCACUGACGAGAACUGCCAGAAGAGCAAGAUCAUCUUUGUUGCGUGGUCUCCGGACACAUCAAAGGUGAGGAGUAAGAUGGUGUAUGCCAGUUCCAAGGAUAGGUUCAAGAGAGAACUUGAUGGGAUACAAGUUGAGUUGCAGGCAACUGAUCCAAGCGAGAUGAGCAUGGACAUCGUAAAAGAACGAGCCAUAUGAAGCACAAGAAGACGACAAAGCUAAUUGGCUUUGUGGAUGCAGUCUUUAUUUCAUGAUCUUAUUUGCUUAAUUUUGUCUGUAUUUUAUCAUAUCGAAGGAUAUUAGGAUAGCAAUUUAGCAUUUAUCAGUGUCAUGUGGUUUAUUCAAGGCAUGUCAACAACGUCAGAGCAUGUAUUUUUCUGGUUUAUUUCUUUUUCUUUUUUAUUUUGAGGGUGUGCAUCCUUCCCCCCUUUGUUUCAAACAUUGAAGGAUUAUGAAUUGCACUCGCAUUGGCGUUUGAAUAGAAGAUACACUAGAUGCAUGAUAUGUUUUUUUGAA
Messenger RNA from Asparagus officinalis (garden asparagus), 807 nucleotides. Its product is annotated as actin-depolymerizing factor. The transcript is spliced from 3 exons. The record is from RefSeq and is a predicted model, not a curated record. Gene Ontology annotation, cellular component: actin cytoskeleton; cytoplasm. Bases 70 to 489 code for a protein of 139 amino acids. Gene Ontology annotation, biological process: actin filament depolymerization. Gene Ontology annotation, molecular function: actin filament binding. Lineage: Eukaryota; Viridiplantae; Streptophyta; Magnoliopsida; Asparagales; Asparagaceae.